Molecule: messenger RNA, 1898 nt
Organism: Aegilops tauschii subsp. strangulata
Lineage: Eukaryota; Viridiplantae; Streptophyta; Magnoliopsida; Poales; Poaceae
Product: receptor-like cytoplasmic kinase 176
Biological process (GO): protein phosphorylation
Molecular function (GO): ATP binding; protein kinase activity
Source: RefSeq, a predicted model, not a curated record
AUCAUCCAGUUGACCUUUGUUUGGUCCUUCCCUUGAAAGCUACGCGGUUUCUGGUAGACAUCGAGGAACCAGGAUUCACACUUCAGUAGUCAAGUCAAUCAUCACUUUUAAGGCUAUAUAUCAAGCUUGCUUGGUCAGGGUGAGAUGUCUCACUUACGUUCAUACUUUCUAACUCUCCAUCAUCUGCUGCUUCGUGGAGUUUGGCUUGAUUUGGUAUAUCACCGUCCAUGGCAAACUGCUUACGGAGACAGUCGACAACAAUGCCUGUAACCCCUAGGAGCGAGGGCGAUAUCCGCCAGCAGGCCGACCUCCGGAGCUUCGCCUUCAAGGACCUCAAGGAAGCCACCAUGAACUUCCGGCCGGACAGCGCGCUCGGCCAGGGCAGGUCCGGAUCGGUGUUCAAAGGGUGGGUCGACGAGACCACCUUUGCUCCGGCCAGCCGUGCCGCCGGUAUGCCCAUCGUUGUCAAAAUACUCGAGCAGAAAGACUUCCAAGGCCACAUUGACUGGCUGGCUGAAGUGAAUCGCCUUGGCCAAUUGUCGCUACCCAAUCUGGCGAAGCUUCUAGGGUACUGCCUCGGAGACCAUUAUCUGCUCCUCGUUUAUGAGUUCAUACCGCAAGGAAGCUUGGAGAAUCAUCUUUUCGGUAGGGGCUCAAAUUUACAAUCACUGUCAUGGGAUCUGAGGAUGAAGGUUGCUCUUGGGGCAGCCAAGGGCCUCGUGUUCCUCCAUAGCGACAAGGCCAAUAUCAGCUACGGUGAUUUCAGGACCUCGCAUAUUCUUCUUGACUCGAGCUACAAUGCGAAGCUGUCCGAUUUUGGGAUGCCGAAGGAUGAACCAACCGUUGAUAAGAGCUUUUAUAUUGAUGAAUUGCCGAGCUACAAUGCAAAAAGGUUGUCUGAUCUUGGGUUGUCGACCGGUAAUACAGCAGAGGGUGAUGUGCAUAGCUUCGGGGUGAUGCUGCUGAAGAUACUAACCGGCCGGCGCCGACUGGAUAGGAACCGGCCUUACAGUGAGCAAGACCUUGUGGAGUGGGCGCGGCCGCACCUGAGGAGCAAGCGCCAGAUCUCCCACAUCCUGGACGCGCGGCUGGGCGGUCAGUACUCCCUCUCCGGCGCACAGAAGGCCGCCUGGCUGGCGCGCAAGUGCCUCUCUGGCAACUUGAGUGUCCGGCCGAGCAUGGAGCAGAUGGUUGCGGCACUAGAGCAACUACAGGACACCAAGGAGACCGCAGUGAGUGAUCAGGGGAAGGAGAGUGGCGGUGGCGCCUGCGGCUUUGUCUGCCAUGGUUUUGCUUCUUUAUACAGAAGGGGGAAAGACUGGACGUACGAGCGAGCUUUUCGGCUCUGCCCGAAGCUCGCUCCAGCUCGGCCCGUUACAGCUCGGCUUGAUAGGAUAAUGGAGCGGGCCGAGACAAUGGACAAGGAAAAGGGGAAGGCGAGUGGGAAGGAGAAGGAGAAAGAGAGGACGUUGGACUCCAUUAUGAAGAUUAAGUUGCCGGUCUCGGGGAUACAGAAGGGGAAUGGGAAGGGCAAUGCAGCAGCUACUAUGCGGCUGCCGAAGAAGUUGGCAAAUGAUUCCAGCAAUGUCCCAAUCGCUGAGUUGUUGUAUAGGGUAAAAAAGAAACCUCCGCCUCGACGUCUCCCUGACCCCACCGGCGCUGGCGUGCGUGCCGUAAUAGCCGUUGCCUCCGGCUCCACAAACUACUAUGAGAGGGAGGCUACAUCUUCCCAGGAGAGGGAUGAAGAUGAGGAGGAAAAUGUUGAGAAUAUCAAGUUGCCCAAGAUUGUUAAUGUGGGGGAUAACAACAAUUGGUUGCUUGCUCUGUCAGCAUUAAGAUUACUAUUUAUACAAGAAAGUUACAAGGUAGUUGGAUAUACUCACUGCAUUCCAAAUUGA